AUGUCUCACACUGCGGACGUUCCGCUCGAGGCGCCGUCGCUUCUCUGCCUCGCCUCCAGAUCUGUACAGAGUUUUGUUUUGGAUCCGGUGAGUAGAAACGGCGAAAACUACGAAUUAAGGGGAAACAAAACAUUUGCAGAAUCUGCAAGAUUACAUGCGGCAAGUAUUUCUUCCGGUGCCACUUAGUCAAGAAAUAUUCAAGCAGUUUCGCAGCAAAUGGAACAUUCACUUCAACCAUCCGCAGCCCGUCGACCAGGGUCCCGGUCCUUCCGACGAUAACCGCGCUAUAGAGCCGGGAAACGUGGCGAUGAUGCGUCAAGUGUUCCAAACUUGGUGUGACUCAACAAAACUACCCCUUCUGAAGCUCGACCUAACGGGCGCCACAAUCGACGAUCAGACAUUUGUAGACCUUUUACACGCACACGCUCAAUCGAUAACCGAGCUGGAUUUGACAGGUGUUUCCGGUGUUACCGACCUUUCGAAUGCGUAUUUCUACGCGCGGAGUACGAACUUCCCUCUGCUGACUUCGAUUCGAAUGACGUCAAUGGAGCUGGUGACGUCGCAUCAGCCGAGGAGGAAAAACGGAAUGGCGGCCACCGAGUACCGAAACUUCAAUUUGAUGCUCGGCGAGGACGCCCUCGCAGAAGCGCGCUCUCAAAUCGAAAAAGAUGGCGGUCUGCGAUCGCCGCUCUCGCCAAGCUCCGCCCCUAUUCCAGAACGUUCAACAGAAAUGGAACUUCUUCCGUGCGAUGCUCCAGAAGAACCUCCACUUUUCACAGCUCGGACCCCGAAUGUCAAGCGCCUCUUCCUUCCGAGAACCUCUAAACAACGGAACGGAGAGGACGAGGAGCCGUCGACGCAUGUGAUGCUCUCUAAGAUUCUGGCUCAGCUGACCAUGCUGGAAGUGCUGGAUCUUUCGUAUUGGACCAAAACGGAUGAUCUCAGAUGCCUGAUACCUCUCGCGCCCACGUUGACUUGUCUCGUUUUGUACGAUGUUCCGGAUCUCUAUCACGCUGUGCCAAAUAUUUGCCAUUUAACCGAACUAAGGUGGGCUCAAUGAUUUCUAGAAUUUAUUUGAACAAAAUAUUUUUCCAGAGUGCUCGACGUCUCGCAAUCGAAUCGUGACACCGGAAUGUACCCCCGUCCGGUAUCCACCCUCAAUCAGCUGGUUCUCAGUCUCCGCAAGCUCACCCACCUGGACAUUUCCUCCACGAAUCUCGCCGCCCAGCCCUCGUCUCAUGACAAUCCGACGCGGUCCCGCGACGUCGUCCGCUCCGACAUCUCCGGACUUCAGUCCCUCGAGCGACGACUCAAAUAUCUGGGACUUUUCAAUUGCGACAACGCCUCGCACGUUCGCGAAAUCCCGGCUGAUUUGGUGUCGGGAGACGCGAACGAGGAGCAAGUGAUAACGUCGCUCAAGAUGUACAAAGAUCGCGCGGGACUGCUGCAGAACGUGCUCAACGAGAGCUAUCAGCUCUACCGCUUCGGCAACAGUAAUCCUUUGGUUCGGGCGGGUCGUCACACGGAAGCCCUUCAUCUGGUUCUCGACGCGAUGCACCGUCAUCUCGCCGACAGCACUCUCCAGAUUGCCGGGUCCGCCUCGCUCUUCUACAUCAUCCGCAAAGUGGACAUGAACCGAGACACGAAGCGACGCGUGGUCAGCGCGCUUCUCAGCGGGAUGGAGGUUCACAUGGAGGAACAGGUGAUGGUCCGGAACUGCUGUCUCUCGUUGUGCCAGUUUGAGAUUCCGCAGGACAUUCUCUUCGACUACAGGUACGUGGCAAAAGCUCGUCGGCGCCGGAAGGUGCAAGUGAAAGAGAAACAGUGUAGUUUCAGCCGACUCGCCGUCCUCCUCGUCACCGUCCUCCAACACCACAACGCCGACAAUUUGACGCAGCGAAUCGUCGUCUUCCUACUCAACUCGAUGGCGUGCCACGUGGAGGGCGACCAGAAAGUGCAGGUGGGAAGUUUCGGAGCGAUCGAGAUGAUUCUCGAUCAAAUCGCCCGCAAACACAACGCGAACGUGUGCGACGACGUGAUGGAAGUCGGCUGGAGUUUCCUGUGGAACAUCACCGACGAGACGCCCGUCAACUGUCAGCGAUUCCUCGAGGCGAAAGGCCUCGAUCUCUUCCAAAAGUGCUAUGAAGCGUUCAAAACGGAACGAGAGCUCGUGCGCAACAUGAUGGGACUGAUAGGAAACAUUGCGGAAGUGGACGAGUUGCGCUCUCAACUCAUGAAGGACGACUACGUGAACAUCUUCUGCGCGCUGCUCGAGUCGCAGGAAGAAUCCAUCGAGAUUAGCUACAACUCGGCGGGAGUGCUCGCGCACAUGGUCUCGGAUGGAGAGGAGGUCUGGAAGACAAUGACCGUCUGCCGGCACGAAGUGAUGAAGCAGAUUGUGCAGGCGACGUCCACGUGGAAGCUCGCCACGCGCCGCUUUAUAAACUAUCGCUCGUUCCGUCCGAUUCUUCGCCUCUUGCCUCUUUAUCACGCCUACGCCAGCCAGCAUUGGGCCGUCUGGGCGCUGGCCAAUUUGACAACGACCGACGGAGAAAAGUGAGUUAUCUCAUCGGGCCCCGAACGCUCUACAAUGUCAUUUCCAGAUAUUGUGCGUACGUGCGUGACGAAGGAGGCGUUCCGCUACUCGAAGAGCUUUCUCUCAACAUAACGACCACGUCGGAAAUCCGACAGCUGGCCCGUACCGUACUCGACAACAUUCGUCAAGUGGAGAAGAAGUAAGUCCAGCUCUCCGCCCACUUCUCAUCACGCCUUCUUGUGCCCUUUUCCUUUUUUGAAAAAAAACCCUUGAGAGUCGUCUUUUUUUGUUUUUAGAGCUCGUAAAUCGGCGAUCAGACCCCAAAAACGGUCGCGUGACCCGGCCGAUGAUGGCGACGACGAGUACUGA
Molecule: messenger RNA, 2905 nt
Organism: Caenorhabditis sp. 36 PRJEB53466
Lineage: Eukaryota; Metazoa; Nematoda; Chromadorea; Rhabditida; Rhabditidae
Source: the annotation of a GenBank genome assembly